Drosophila virilis is the source of this 1118-nucleotide messenger RNA. RefSeq names its product COP9 signalosome subunit 6 (gene CSN6). Gene Ontology annotation, cellular component: COP9 signalosome. Lineage: Eukaryota; Metazoa; Arthropoda; Insecta; Diptera; Drosophilidae. Gene Ontology annotation, molecular function: protein binding; metallopeptidase activity. The record is from RefSeq and is a predicted model, not a curated record. Gene Ontology annotation, biological process: protein deneddylation.
UAGAGUCAUUUCUUAGAUGACAGCAUGGAACAAAUGGACGUUGAUGUUGACCUUACCGCCAAGCCGAGCACAUCAGCCUCAGCGGCAGCAACUUCAUCCGCUGGCGAUGCUGCCAGCAACAAACAACAGCAAAUCAAAGGCAAUAUUAUGGCUGCGUCUGGUACAAUUGCGUCGGUAACAAUUUCAUUGCAUCCAUUGGUCAUAAUGAAUAUAUCGGAGCAUUGGACACGCUUCCGGGCACAGCACGGCGAGUCACGUCAAGUGUAUGGCGCACUGAUAGGCAAACAAAAGGGUCGCAACAUCGAGGUUAUGAAUUCGUUUGAGCUCAAAACCGAUGAAAUUGCGGAGGAAACAAUCAUCAACAAGGACUAUUAUAACAAGAAGGAGCAGCAGUACAAGCAGGUGUUCAGCGAUCUGGACUUCAUUGGCUGGUAUACAACGGGCGACAGUCCCACUGCGAGCGACAUAAAGAUUCAAAAACAAAUAGCCGAGAUUAAUGAAUGUCCCAUCAUGCUGCAAUUGAACCCAUUGCCACGCAGCGUGGACCAGCUGCCUGUUAAGCUAUUCGAAUCGCUAAUCGAUCUGGUCGACGGCGAGGCCACCAUGCUAUUUGUUCCGCUUACCUAUACACUGGCCACCGAGGAGGCCGAACGCAUUGGUGUGGAUCAUGUGGCACGCAUGACCACAAACGAGUCGGGCGAAAAGAGUGUGGUCGCUGAGCAUUUGGUUGCCCAGGACAGCGCCAUUAAAAUGUUAAAUACGCGCAUUAAAAUCGUUUUGCAAUACAUCAAAGAUGUCGAGGCGGGCAAGCUAAAGGCGAACCAGGAAAUAUUGCGUGAGGCGUAUGCCUUGUGCCAUCGUCUGCCCAUAAUGCAGGUGCCCGCCUUCCAGGAGGAGCUCUACACACAAUGCAACGAUGUGGGCCUGAUCAGCUAUUUGGGCACGCUGACCAAGGGCUGCAACGAUAUGCAUCAGUUUGUCAACAAAUUUAAUAUGCUUUACGAUCGUCAGGGCUCAUCGCGGCGCAUGCGUGGCCUCUAUCCCUAAGCGGACAUAUGGAGAGAUAUUUAUUUUAUAUAUAUUCUGAAUUGCUGCCGAUUAAAUGAAAAACACCACAA